AUUAUACCUUUCCCCAGCCCCUCCCCGAACAGCCCCAAGUCUCUCAGCUCUUUUCAGUUCUAACUCUAAUCUGUUACAAACGAACCCAAUCCUAGAGAAAUGACUCUUCCCCUUUGGUGACUCAGUUGCCGACAAACGGGUCACUCUCCUAGUCUUCCCAGUACCGGGGUGUUGGGUGGCGCUCUCCUGCUCUACUCGGUCUGGAGGAUGGAUCUCGCCGCUUGAGGUGUCUGAGUUGUACCCCUCCCCACCCCCAGGCCCUCGGAGGGGGCAGGCAAGGAGCGUGAGGGGGUGGGACUCAGGCGCCGUGGAGUGCAGGCAGAGGGGCUGAGACUCUGGAAUCUGGGAUUGGAGCUGCUCAGUGCCAGUGGCCCCCCCACGAGCAGCACCCGCCCCCCGCCCCCGGUUUCACAGCCGCCGUCUCAGCCCCGGCGGAGAGAUAGGAGGAGUCGAUCCUCAGCUCUGAUCCCCCAGUGGGGCGCUGGGCGCCGCUCCCCUGUCCUGGAACCCUCCUCGAGUUCCAGAGGAGACUUUACUAUGGAGAGUCCGACUCUAUCCUUACUCCCGAGACUGUAAAACCCGGAUUCCUGGCGGGGUGACUUCGACUGCUCUUGAGCCAAUUAAUCCCCUAAGUAACUGGCGCCCCAGUGCGGCUUCCCUCUCCACCCCCCUCCACCCCCCCACGAGUGGGAGGAAGAGCAGCGGCGGCGCCAGCAGCCUGAGGAGCAGCGCUCCCCACCAGCUUUGGAAGAGAUCCCAUUGCCUCCUCCGCUGUUUCAGCAGGGAAGCUAGGGAGGCUGAAACGGUAGACGCGAUCACCUGAAUAGCUGCGAGAGGGCCCCAGGUAUGGGAUUGGCAAACACCUGGGGACAGGAAAAGUAGCGGGGAACGCCAAAUAGGGGAGGCCGGGACCUGUGGUUACCUUCUAGAGGACAGCCAGGUACUGGCUGUGAGAGCAGCGUGGAGCAGAAAUAUCCACGCGUGAAGUCCGGGAGCCAGAGAAGUAGAGAGCAUAGACAAGGAGUCCGAGACCAGUGAGGAGUAAGGGAUCCCUCUCACAAACAGAAAAGCAAGCAACGGGAACCCCAGAAAAAAAUCUUCAGCUUUGUGGGAAACCCAGGACCUGCGACAGGAGUCCUUGGACAUCUGAUUGGCAAGUCCCAAACGCAGGAGCACCAGCUCUGGGCCAAGCCCACCCACGCGUGGAGCACCAGCAGCAGGCCCGAGGCCCAGCGGUACCUUGAACAUUUCUAAGGAGACUCCGGAGUAGCUCCGGGGCGCGGAACCCACCUCCUCAAGCGCCAAGGCCAAGCAAGGGACCAAGGGUAUGUUGAAACCAAAGGAUCUGUGCCCUCGGGCGGGCACUCGUACUUUUUUGGAGGCGAUGCAAGCUGGCAAGGUGCACCUGGCGCGUUUUGUCCUGGAUGCCUUGGACCGUAGCAUCAUCGAUUGUCGGGCGGAGCAGGGACGCACGCCGCUCAUGGUGGCUGUAGGGUUGCCCGACCCCACGCUCAGAUCCCGCUUCGUACGGUUGUUGCUGGAACAGGGCGCGGCCGUGAACCUGCGAGACGAGAGGGGCCGCACGGCGCUGAGCCUGGCCUGCGAGCGGGGUCACCUGGACGCGGUGCAGCUGCUGGUGCAGUACAGCGGCGACCCAGAGGCUGCCGAUUCGGCGGGGAAUAGCCCGGUGAUGUGGGCCGCCGCGUGUGGCCACGGCGCCGUGCUCGAAUUCCUGGUGCGCUCUUUCCGCCGCCUUGGUUUGCGCCUCGACCGCACUAACCGCGCGGGCCUCACAGCUUUGCAGCUCGCGGCCGCCAGAGGCCACGGGCCUUGUGUCCAAGCGCUCACGGGGCCGUGGGGUCGUGCUGCUGCUGCGGCGGCCGCCCGCGCCCGGGGCUCUACGUCGGACAGUCCCCCGGGCCGGCCCAGUGCUGCGCCCAGCCCCGAGCGUCGCCGGCCUAGCCCUCGCCGCCUUCCGCGGCCCCUUCUGGCCCGCUUCGCCCGGGCAGCUGGAGGCCAUGGGGGUGAAACAGGCCCCGGGGGCAAAGGUUCGGGCCGACAGAGAUCGUUCGGCAACGAGCGGCCCGAAUUUGGCCGCAGCAUGAGCUUGGCUCUAGGCUCAGUGACCGAGGAGGAGGCUGCGCGGGUCCGGGCGGCAGCUCAGCUCCCCCGUCCAAAUUCCCCUCAGGCCUCGGGCACAGGGAGGUGGCGCUCGCAGGAGCUAUUGGAAGGCAAGGCUCUGGCCCUAAUCAAGGCUCCUGGUGGGCUUACUCCCCAUCCCGAGGGCGGUCCUGGGAGAGGCCGUCUCGGUCUGCGCCGCCGUUCUACUGCGCCGGACAUCCCCAGCCUAGUGGGGGAGGCGCAAGGGUCAGACGGUGGGCUGGAGCAGGAGCUUGACUCGCUGCCCCUCACUCUGCCUGGCCAGCAGACCCCUUGGCAGGGGGGCACCGAGGCAGACGCAGUGGUCUUGCAAGCCCAGCGGUGAAGAGGCCCCAGGGCGCUUCACCAAGAUUCCCCAAAUCCCAGUUCUCCUGUGCUGGAUCCAUAAAACAACCCAGUUCCUUUUCCCUGUUGAUCCUCUCACCUCUGCAAGGGCCAGAGUUGCUCUCCUCCUUAUAGGGCCAUCCAAAUUUCCUGUAACUCCCAGGUCUGCUUCUCUACCCCAGUCAUCCACCAGAGAGGCCUUGGCCUCUAAGUCCCCCUGAGGGGCUUGCACUAUAGUUUCCCUUCCUCCCACGCCCCGUUGUUCCCCCCACUCAACCCCAUCCCUGCCCACCUUUACAUUUUGUUUAGAUUUUUCACCUCCAUCCAGUGGGCCAGCUCUUUCCUUUCCUUUUCUUCCUUUUGCAGUCAGUAAAAGCAAGGAGAAGAAAAACUAGUACCCAACAGACUCAGGGCCCACGAUCUACAUUAACCUGAAGGUAUAGUAACUUUGAGGGUCUUAGCCUGUUAGUGAGACCUAGAAUCAAUGACGGUUAAAUUUGAAAAAAAAAAUCUCAGAGCACAUUUGUUCCAAUCUGUUCCUUUCAUAAAUGAAAAACCAGGACCCAGAAGAAAUUAAAUGACUCUCCCAAUUCAUACAGGUAGUGAAAGAGUCAGAAAUCAAACCUAAGGCUUUCUAUUCCUUAAUCCCAUGUGUUUCCCUUUGCACCUGCUGGCUCCCUAACCUUUAGCGUUCAUUUAUGCAAACGGUUAGAAAUGCCAGUACAUUUUCUGUGCUGCAACCACAGCAUCUUGAGAGAUUGGGAGAAUGCUUUCUCUGAGUGCUGGCAGCCAUCUGACCCAGGUGUUUGUAAGCUUGAUUCAGGUAGGUCUGUGAUAGUCCUUUCUCUCGCUGCACCAAUAGUGAGGUGCCCCAGUGCCAGGGCAAGGGGAGAACAAAAGGGAGGGGCAUGUCCAGAGACCUGCAGGACGAAAGACUUCUACCUGAAUUCUGUCACUUAUUAUGAAUAUUUGAGGGGGAGAACUCUAUCUUUAAUGACUAUGAAAGAGUAUUUUUCCCCCAAAAGUAGUUAGCCAGGAACGAAAAACACCUAGUUAGGAAUUUUUGCUAUUGUCCUCUAACAUUCUUUAUACCAUAGGAACAUAGAUUUAGAAGUGGUAGGGACCUUAGAAGCCAUCAACUCCAACCUUUUCAUUUUACAGAUGAAGAAAGAGACACAAUGAUUAAGUGGUUUGUUCACGAACAGAUAAUAAGUAUCUGAAAUGAAUUCCGAAUUUAGGUGUCUCCGACUUCAAGCCCAGUGCCCUGUUUGUAGGCUAGGUGUAGUCCUUCCCAAGGUUUGAUUUCCCUGGGCGGGGGUGAGGGGACUGUCAUAAACACCAGACUGCCCUGAAUACCUGAAUACCUUCCCAAACUUUUUUUGCUCUAUUCCCCUCAAACAUCCACAAUCUAGUACUGAACAGCCCAUCAGGAGGAAACAACUAAACCUUUUAGUUUUUAUUGGGUCUGAAUUGAGUUUUUGAGAUAAUGGAAUCCAAAGAUUUCUAAUAGUUAACAUGCCUUUUAUACUCCCAUUUCCCCAAAUCUUCCACUUCAAAUAUCUCUACUUAUUUCUAAGAUACUUAAAGGGAAAAUGCUUCCUUAGUGUUCUUCCGCCCCUGUGCCCCAAACUCCCCCUCUCUCACCACCUGCACAGAAGGUGUUCCUAUCAGUUUGUGCUUUAGAUAUGGGGUUGCAAGGCUUUGAUUAAUUUUUCCCUUCACUUUCAACUAACUCCCAUUUGGAGGCUUUGUAUAUCUAGCAGAAAGCAGCAGGCUUGAUUUGAGGUUUAAGAACCUUGACAAUGUCUCUCUAAAUAGAAGCUCCGCGAGGGAGAUAAUUGACUGAAGUGUUUGUGAUGUUAAACUAAGAAGCAGUGAAGCUGGGAGCCCACACUAACUGCAGGUCCCCGUUUAAAUUACAUCAAACUCCCGCAAGAGCUGGAAGGGAGCUGCUAAAAAGUCUGCAGCUUCUAGCUGGGCUGUAGAUGGAGGGCAGAGCGAUGACGGAUGCUAGAAGUUGAACCCCACAGGAAACCUACUGGUUAUGCCAUUCUGACCCCCCACUUCAUCACCACCCCCGUGGGACGUGGUCCAAUUUCAGCCCCAUUACCGACAGAUUAGUGAGUCAGAAGUAACUGCCAAGAGGUGGUUAAAAGGUUCUUUCUCUUUUCUUCCCUCCUUAUUCCUCCUCCCUCUCCUUCCUCCCUCACUCUUUGCCCUCUCUUUUUGUUAGCCUAGACUAGCGUGCCUGUUUAUAGGCAGGCGCUAGGACCCUGUGGAGGCUCAAGGCCUUCCAGAGAGACUUUGCUGAUGGAAUUUUUGCUACCAGGCUGAUGAAAAAGAUUUGUGGGUGCGUGGGGGUGGAUGGGGGUGGCAAGGUCUUUUUCUGAGUACAAAUUGGGGAAUACAACCUCCAUCCUUGGGUUGGGAUUUUUAGAAAUCUGUGAUACUGGUGGAAUAUGAGAAUUUUUCACCCCACAGUUUCUGAGGUGGAUAACUCUUAUCAAGAAGUGCCAUAUGGAAAGAAAGGAGAUCCUGAUCUCUCAUUCUGAACCAGCAGAGGAAAGGGAGUGAGGAGCUAUCUUUUUUGUAUUGGUCCAUAUGCUUUCCCGGAAUCCCAUUUCCCUUCCCCGCCCCCCCCCCCCAACCUGGCCCUUGAACUCCAGUGACCCUUGGAGGCAGAGAAUGAAGUCUACUUUCCAGAAGGAAGGCUCUUCACACCUCAAAUACUAUUUGCUUUGAUCCCCAAACCAGCCCAACCACAGGCUACUGUCUGUCUCCAAGAUGGUGGUACCUAACCUUAUUCCGUCCUACCUGGUCCUCAGGAUCUGAUCUUUGAUUCCCCCUAGUGGCUGUCAUGUUCCUUUCUCAGCUUGGCCUCGAGGUUUCAGUCUGGUUAAACAUUUUAAAGGAUUGGUCAUAGAGGCAGAGCCAGAAGGGACUUUAAGAGUCAUUUAGUCUAAAGUGACUUGCCUGAGCUUACAUAUGACUGGGUAUAUAUGACUGGACAAAGAUUUGAAUUAAGCUCUUGAUCCACUCCAUGGACAUUUUCCCCAUCCCUCAAGCUUUGGAUGUCUUAAUGUCUAUGAAUACUUUUUUUUUUUUCUCUAUUCUUGGGGAAGGGGUGUGUCAUCCAGCUACUUGAAGACAUUUUGUUGUGGUGAAACGAGGACUCAAAGAAGUCCCUCUAACUAAUCUAUCUGGAGGGGGGGGCACAGAAUCUUUGACAAGAUUUUGGGAAUAUUGUGUGUAACAUUUCCUGCUUCCUGAUUUUUCUCAUUCUCCUACUGCAAAAAUUGCCCUCCUCUAUAUCUUCUAAAAUAUUAGCUUCAAUUUCCAGAGAAUUUCAUGUUGGAAAAUAUAGCUUCCCGCUCAACUCCCUCCUCAAAAAUUGGGGUCUCCCCAGCUGCUCUCCCUUCUUUUCCCCCCAAAUUUUGCCAGCUUCUUUUCAGACCCUUAUUCUAUCUCAGAAUAGUUUCAGGGGGUGGAUGAACCACACAGCUCAACUGCAAACUGCUUCCUUCUGCUACUUGCUUGCUAAACUGCUCCCUUUUUGACUGUUUAAUUUUCAUAUUUAGUACAAGAAUAUAAUUUUUUGUCUCAUCUUUAAACCACAACUAAGCUCAGGCAAGUGCACUGUCCCAGAAGCUGACCCAAUCUUUCCCAGCAUAGCGGACAUGUAGCUUUUGGGUCAAAUGUCACCUUGGCCUUGGUUGCCUGCUAGUUCAGAGUUGCUGAGAGAUUGCUUGAUGAAAGUGAUAUUUCUCAAAAACCACAGCAGGUUUUUCCUGUGUAUACAUAACUCUGUAGGGCCGACUUGUGUGUCUUACUUGUGCAACAUCUAUGGCUGGCUUGCUUUUCCUACAGCUUUGUGCUAAGGCAUAGCCUUGCUUGGAACUUGUCAAGGUCACCACAAUUAGGUAUCCAGAAUCUCUCCUCUUGGCUGGCCAAGGUUUACAGAAUGGAGGUAGAUCAUCUCCCUCACCCUCUCUCCUUUAGGGCAUCAUUCCCAAGCUACUUGGCCCAAUGUAGGCAGGCAGCUUUCCCUAAAAUGUUUUGCUUUCCAAACUACACUGUUUUCAUUGUAAACUAAACCAAAUCCCUGGUCCCAAAGUGGUUCUAGGUAUUGAUCUGUCUGUGGGGCUAAGUGACUCACCCAUACUCUUUUGGAAAAAGAGGCUGUUUUGUAGAAAGAUUAUUCAGAAUAAUAGUUAAUAAAUCCAGUAUUAUUCACUUGAGGAGAUCGGGCUGUUUCAUUCUCUUUGGCUCAGCAGUUGCAAAUGAAUUUCCUUGUUACUUUUGGAGAGACAAAGCAGCUCUCUUAACACUCUUCUGGUGUUGAUUCAGAAUGAACUCACAUCGAGGCAAAC
Molecule: messenger RNA, 6854 nt
Organism: Sarcophilus harrisii (Tasmanian devil)
Lineage: Eukaryota; Metazoa; Chordata; Mammalia; Dasyuromorphia; Dasyuridae
Gene: ANKRD63
Product: ankyrin repeat domain 63
Exons: 1
Coding region: 1328-2485 (385 amino acids)
Molecular function (GO): protein binding
Source: RefSeq, a predicted model, not a curated record